Messenger RNA from Cladophialophora immunda, 2885 nucleotides. RefSeq lists its product as uncharacterized. The transcript is spliced from 2 exons. The record is from RefSeq and is a predicted model, not a curated record. Gene Ontology annotation, biological process: regulation of transcription by RNA polymerase II. The coding region runs from base 1094 to 2461 and encodes 455 amino acids. NCBI's taxonomy places the organism in Eukaryota, Fungi, Ascomycota, Eurotiomycetes, Chaetothyriales, Herpotrichiellaceae. Gene Ontology annotation, molecular function: zinc ion binding; DNA-binding transcription activator activity, RNA polymerase II-specific.
GUUUUAUAUUCACCUCUCGUCCUCUGUCACCACAGCAGCUAUGGUCCUCGACCUCGGCUACUGUCCAGCAACAGUUCCUCCCUCCCUCCCAAAUUCCAUUGUGAUCACCAAGAAACCCAUCCGUCUUGACGGUGGUACUCCCAAGACAACUUGCGGGAAGAAACGGCGAGAUAUUGUGCCGAAAUCUCUCAAUCGAUCACUCAGCUGCUCCCUCGUGACCCUCCCGUCGACCCUCCUUACACAAAAUUCUCGAGACGUCCUGCGCCGAUCAUGUCCUCGAAAGAGUCAUCCACAAGCCAUCCUCCCUGGAAAUAUUCGUGCCGCGGGUGGACCCUUCUCCUAUGCCUUCCGCUUCUGCCUGGCUUCGUCCCAGAUCAUGGAUGAUUGUCGAUGGCAUUAGGCUCAUUUUGGUAGGGCUGUCAAUACGACCGAACAAACAAGAGGUUCGCUAUUUUUGGCUGCCGAUACCCCGGGUUCACCUCCUAUUGCAAAAAUGGAUAACGCUCUUUACUUUGUCCUCCCCCCCGGGAACCAGGGCCAACAGCACCCAAGCGCACGUCGGCUACUUUCUUUUUCCCUCAUACUAUUAUUGCGGGUACUUUACCCUCCACUACGGUACAGUCACAGCCCCCCAAUCGACGUGUGUUGGAGGGCGGGAAGGGCGUGCUCUAGAACGCUGCGAAUGGCUUGGGAAUUUUCCCAUUGGGUUCGUCAGACGCCUUUGCGUCACAUUCUCGUGUUUCCUAUGGCUUGGACAUCUUUGGCUCCAGGCUGAAACGUUUCGUUGCAUGCUGAUCCCCUGCAGAGUACCGGGCCUUAGAAUCAACCAUUCGACCAUUUGUUCAUGUUGUCUGCAGUCACUUCACACCAAAACAAAGCACACCCUAGUUAGUACCUCGAGUAUGCCUGUGUCUGCCUCGUUGCUUGGCCGACUAUACCCGAACCUGUCUCGUGGCUCCAUUCUGGCGCUCGUUACCGACUUCUCAAUAAUCCGUUGUCGAAGAAAUGACCUGAUUUUUUGAUAGCUCUCAUGCCCAAAACCACUCCAGCAACCCAGAUGUCCUGAAACUGUUUGCUAACCACAUACACGAUCAUGACUUUGGACCACAGUGUCUCCAGCGACCUUUCGGCGGAUAUCACGUCGAUAGCUUCAUGGGAUUUCUCGUCAGAACCAACCACUCCGGGAAGUAAUGGUUCGCGACGCAGCACCCAACCAAAGACCCGGACGCUGGCUCCCAAUCUCACGCGACGAUCGCACAAAAAGUCCCGCGGCGGUUGCUUUAGCUGUAAACAAAGAAAGAUCAAAUGCUCAGAGACGAAGCCUGCGUGUGGGAGUUGUUUGAUGAAAGGACUUAGUUGCGUCUAUCCAACGGAGCCAGCAGUGCGCAAGUCGAGCAAUCUGCCGCUGAUAAGGCGGAAUCCCAGUACUUCCCCAUCCUUCCCAGCUGCCACAUUUUCAAUCCUGGACAUGCGAUUCUUCCAUCACUUUCUCACCAUCGCCUAUCCACACCUACCAGUCGACAAUGAUCAUGUCUGGAUCAACGAUAUCCCUCAAUUUGCUGAACAGCACGAAUACCUGAUGCACGCGUUGCUUUCGCUCGGAGCCUCCCACCUCAGCCGCCUCACAGGCGUGGACUACCGAAGAGAGUCUCUGAUUCAUCGCGGCCAGGCUAUUGCGGGCCUCAACCAAGCACUCAGCCAGACCGCGCGUUCCUACGGAGAGGCGGACGCCAUGCUCGCUUCUUGCUACGCCCUUACCUUUCAAGCUUCAUAUAUGAGUGACGGCCUGUCUGAUUUCAUCACCAUGGUGCGAGGCUGCGCCCUUACAACGGAGAAAAUCAAAGAAGAGCACUCCCCUACGGCGUUCAACCUGCAACCAGACUGGCACUUCAAAUACAUGGCGCCUCGUCUGCAGAAUCUGCCACCCGUUGACCCUCGAUUGCUGCAAGAUGCGUAUACGGCCCUCGAGAGCAUUCGGCCGUUUUUGACUGGUGGCACAGAAAUCGAUUUCCACGCGGCACUCGUCGAUGUAAUCACCUCGCUCCAAGCCUCGCCAGCAUCAGGCUAUAUACAAUUCAUCGGCGUGUAUGGCGUAUGGUAUGAACUAUGCCAUGACUCAUUCAAGACCUUCCUGGACCCAAACAAUCUUGUCGCUCAGCUCCUUCUUGCUUACUUCGUGGGCGUGCAGUUGUUGAUGGUUCCUCUCGCGGCGCAUGAGUGGCCACACCGUGCAGAUGUAAGCCGCGUGCGCGUCCUGCAGGGCACAGUCGAGUGGGCUCAAGGAAUUUUCCAGAGACUCGAGGAUUCAGAAUGGGAAGCGCACCUUGAUUGGCCAAAGAACGUGAUUGCCACUGUUCUUGCGGAAAUCAAUGGUGAUGUGCUCCAACUGCCACCUGUCCUGCAGCUUCAUCUUACAACGCGGGAUAUCACCCCCCAGUCGACGAUUCUGACACCUACUUGAUGUGGUUCAUGAGAACAGGAUGAUAUCAGUCAUCAUGGAGACGAGCAUACCCGAAGGGUGGGAGAAAGACAGAAUGACAAUGCCAUCAUAUAAAAGUGCAGGUCAGUAUUCAUUCGCUAGAGAGAUGCCGGUUGAAGCUCGAAGCAUCCACUUACGGUCGAUUUCUGGAUCUUCCAGGAAGGCUUUUUGGAGGGUUAGGGAAAUGCCUUCCCCCAAGUGAUUUCUCUUACAAGUAUUGUAUGUUGCAUGGGGAGGUUUUGUCCAGAUGGGUAAUUCAACACCAGCAGAUUGAGCGUCGAUUCAGGCUCAAAUACCACACCUAUAGGUGACUGAAGGUAGUCUUUCCAGGGCGAGAAAUUGAUAUCCUCUUCUCCCAGAUCGCACUCACCCAUGGUAUACGUGAAUCCCCAAGCAAUAUGUCAAC